AUGACGCAUCAGCGAUCUGGUGCUGUUGAUGGAGAGGAGUUCAUCGAGUUUAUGGACACCCAGUUCGUCACCGGACAUAUCCAGCGGACCUACCGCUUCUACAUGUUCAGAAACGGCGAUGGGAAGCCGCACAAGACCAUGUGGGUGACCGACCUGAACUAUGUCAAGAAAGAGCGAGAUCGAUGUUUGGAGCUGCUCCAGAAAAAGAGCCAAAGGAGAUCGCAAGAGACUAUGGUGAAGUUCCAGUCUCCAUCCUCCACGCUCCACCCAAGAGUAGGCCAAGUACCACACGGCUUGGUGUUGUCGUCCUCGCGGUUCCUGUCAAACUGA
Molecule: messenger RNA, 330 nt
Organism: Symbiodinium natans
Lineage: Eukaryota; Dinophyceae; Suessiales; Symbiodiniaceae
Source: the annotation of a GenBank genome assembly